Messenger RNA from Mesorhabditis belari, 1674 nucleotides. The record is from the annotation of a GenBank genome assembly. NCBI's taxonomy places the organism in Eukaryota, Metazoa, Nematoda, Chromadorea, Rhabditida, Rhabditidae.
AUGCAAGAUGAUUUUGAAGAAUGGAUGAAAGCACUUGAAAAUAUCCUUGAAUCGAUUACAGAGCAAAACUUGGAACUCACGAAUCGAAGUGGGAGUCACGGUCAUUUAACAGAAGACGCGACGUGUUCACUUCACAACUUGAUUGUCUCAACAUCAAAAGAUGAUCGAUUUUGUGGAAUCGCUGAUCAAUUAGAAGAGAUAAUUCGAGACUGUGAAGCGGGUCCCAGCUCGGCGAGUCUUCUAGCGACACUUCUUGGCAAAGAACAUAUACAGGAAGUGCUUUGUGCCGCGGAUGAUAUCAGCUCUUCUCGAUAUUUCCCUAUCUUGCCAGAGAUCCCUUUUGAGGUUGACGAUGAUGAAGGACUGGCUGUGAAAAUUGUGAAAAUCAUACGACAAGAUGAGCCACUUGGUGCAACGAUAAAAAGUGACGAGAAUGGAAAAGUGACAAUUGCUAGAGUGAUAUCCGGCAGUGUUGUUGAUAGAACUGGGUGUAUAAUGGAAGGUGAUCAAGUUCUUGAAGUGAACGGGGUUCGAGUUGCCGGUUUGGAGCCAAGAGAAAUUCUUGGAUUACUUGAUCGAAACAAUAAAGGAAGUGUCACGUUCAAAUUGAUCCCUGGAGAUAAACGAAAGCAUUCACAUAGCACAGCAAGCAGUAUACAUCUCAGAGCAUUGUUUGAUUAUGAUGGGAAAAUGGAUUCACAAAGUCCUUGUCCAGAAGCAGCUCUUUCCUUCAAUAAAGGCGAUAUUUUGGAGCUUCUUGUUUGUAAUGAUAGACAAUGGUGGCAAGCUAGAAAUUUGGGCAAUGGAAGCUUAGCGACUGGAGAUGAUGAUAAGAAACAUGGCUUAAAGAAAGUUGGUUUGGUUCCAUCAGAGUCGAUGCUUGUUGAGAGAAUGACACCUGGUGUGAAUCGAAGUGGAACAUUGCCAAGGAUUUCUCGUAGUCGAGGAAAUGAGUCCGAUUCCGAUAUGCGUUACGAAUCAGUUGUACGGCUGAGACCCAGCGAUGAAACGAUUAGACCAAUUGUUCUAAUUGGUGCUUCUGGUGUUGGAAGAAAUGAGUUAAGAAGACGAUUGACUUUGGCUUUUCCAGACAAAUUCUCAACUACAAUUCCGCACACUUCAAGGCAACCACGACCGCAUGAACAACACGGUGUCGACUAUUAUUUUGUUCCAAAAAUCGAAAUGGAAAACAUGAUUCAUCGGGGUGAAAUGCUCGAGUUUGGGGAGUUCAAAGGAAACUAUUAUGGAACAGCAGUCUCAGCGGUGAGAAAAGCGACUCAAGUGGGCAUCCCACUCUUGACUCCACAUCCUCUUGCAUUGAAGGCUCUUCGAACAAAGGAGUUCAUGCCUAUCAUUAUUUUUAUUCAAUCACCGGACAAAGAAACGUUUGCGAAAACUCGAGCCGCUUUGCGAUCAAGGUGGUCAAGAGCAACGUCACAAGUAAGCAACUCGGCUUCAACAGUCGUCGGUGGACCGAGAGGGUUUACAGAGCUUGAAAUUGAACAAAUUAUUGUUGCCUCCGAUCAAUUGGAACGACAAAUCGCUCAUUUAUUCGAUGCUCGACUUGUGAAUUCGAGUCUCGAGACCUCAUUUGCUGCUCUCACUCGACUCAUUCACAAAUUUGAGUCUCAUCCUAGCUGGGUUCCACUAAACUGGGCGACACGCGAUCUCGAC